UAUCCUCACCUAAAUUCGUCAAAAACUCCCAAAACCCCACUUCCAUUUCAGUUAAUUUCAUCUUCAUCACCAAAUAUCUUCUUUCCCUUCGUCAACUCUUAGUCAUAGUCCCUCCCCUUUUCGAUCACUUUAUUAAACUAACCACUUAUCACCAGUAUCGGUUAUAAACCCACACAAAAUCAGAUAAACAAAUUAGCCUCCGAACAGUUUUCUUUUUUUUUUUCCCCUUUUUUUAAGGGUGGAACAGAGUUUGAUUUGAUGAUCACGAGCUCUACCUUUCACGGGCACUAAGCCAUCUGUAGUCUCUUUCUUCACCCAACUAUCCUACGCUUUAUGUCUCGCCACGUCACCCUUCCACCACCAGCAUGAUCUCGUAAUGUGACUGGUCGUGGUUUCUUUAACUUGUUCUUCUGGGAGAGACGGGUUUUGCUUUCUUUGCUUUUUCUUGUGGGUUUUUUUGUUUUUGAAUUGGUGUAUUGAGUGAUGGAUCGAUCGGCGAUCACGGCGGGUCCCGGCAUGGACAUGCCGAUCAUGCAUGAUAGCGAUCGGUACGAGCUCGUUCGCGAUAUUGGGUCAGGGAAUUUUGGGGUUGCUAGGUUGAUGAGAGAUAAACAGACUGAUGAACUUGUUGCUGUUAAGUAUAUCGAGAGAGGUGAGAAGAUAGAUGAAAAUGUACAAAGGGAAAUUAUCAACCACAGGUCGCUAAGGCAUCCCAAUAUUGUCAGAUUUAAGGAGGUCAUCUUAACGCCAUCCCAUCUGGCUAUUGUGAUGGAAUAUGCGUCUGGAGGAGAGCUAUUUGAGCGCAUAUGCAAUGCAGGACGGUUUAGUGAGGAUGAGGCACGUUUUUUCUUCCAACAACUUAUAUCAGGAGUGAGCUACUGUCACUCAAUGCAAGUAUGCCAUCGUGACUUGAAAUUGGAGAACACAUUAUUGGAUGGAAGCCCAGCUCCUCGAUUGAAGAUUUGUGAUUUUGGUUACUCAAAGUCUUCGGUGCUACACUCACAACCAAAAUCAACGGUUGGCACUCCUGCAUACAUUGCCCCUGAAGUGUUACUUAAGAAAGAAUAUGAUGGGAAGAUUGCAGAUGUAUGGUCCUGUGGAGUAACCUUAUAUGUCAUGCUGGUGGGAGCAUAUCCUUUUGAGGACCCUGAGGAGCCAAAGAACUUCCGCAAGACAAUACACGUAAAUCAUUCCGUUUUAGCAACGAUUGAACGUAUUCUGAAUGUUCAGUACUCAAUUCCAGAUUAUGUUCAUAUAUCUCCUGAGUGCCGGCAUCUGAUCUCCAGGAUUUUUGUGGCUGAUCCUGCAAAGAGGAUAACUAUUCCUGAGAUUAGAAACCAUGAGUGGUUCUUAAAGAACCUUCCAGCUGAUCUCAUGGUCGAAAACACAACGAACAACCAGUUUGAAGAGCCUGAUCAGCCCAUGCAAAGCAAUGAUGAGAUCAUGCAAAUCAUUGCUGAAGCUACAAUUCCAGCUGCUGGAACACAGAGUCUCAACCAUUAUUUGACUGGUAGCCUUGACAUUGAUGACGAAAUGGAGGAGGACCUAGAAACUGAUCCUGAUCUCGACAUUGAUAGCAGCGGGGAGAUUGUGUAUGCUAUGUGAUUAUUGCAAGACCAAUGAGCGAGGAGGAAUAAUGAUAAACCAUAUGUUGAAUGAAUUUUCAUUUGUCUUGUGGGGAUCCAGUUACAUGGUUGUGAAGAUUUAAAAAACUUUUACUGUUGCUUAGAAAUAUCUAUCUUACAUGUUAGCCUGGAAUCCGCAUGUGGUGCAGUUGUUUUCAUCUUGCUUGUGCCAUUCACCUUUUUAGUGAAAUGAUGUUAUUUCCUGUAUUCUGUGUUUUGUGCCACUUUCAGGUGGCUUUACAUGUGCUAUAGUGUACACUUCAUACAAUAAUGUGUAAUAAAAUUGUUAGUCUUGUAUCUUUUUUU
Molecule: messenger RNA, 1931 nt
Organism: Mangifera indica (mango)
Lineage: Eukaryota; Viridiplantae; Streptophyta; Magnoliopsida; Sapindales; Anacardiaceae
Product: serine/threonine-protein kinase SRK2E
Exons: 9
Coding region: 484-1605 (373 amino acids)
Biological process (GO): intracellular signal transduction; protein phosphorylation
Cellular component (GO): nucleus
Molecular function (GO): ATP binding; protein serine/threonine kinase activity
Source: RefSeq, a predicted model, not a curated record